AUGUUUGCUGCCAGAAGACAAUUGUCCACCUUGAUCCCCCCAAAGAUCGCUUCGGCCAAGAACAUUGGCUCCAACCCCAACGCCAAGAGAAUGGCCGAGGUUGUGUCUUUCUACAAGAAGUUGCCAACUGGCCCAGCCCCUGCUGCCAAGAAAAGCUUCACCCCAUGGGGCAAGUACAAGGCUGCCUUCAUUGAUGGCGACAACGCCUCUGGUAAGCCAUUGCUCCACCUUGCUUUCCUCGUCAUUGUGGUUGGCUACACCUGGGAGUACCAGGCUCACUUGAAGCACCACAAGGACCACUAA
Molecule: messenger RNA, 303 nt
Organism: Metschnikowia bicuspidata var. bicuspidata NRRL YB-4993
Lineage: Eukaryota; Fungi; Ascomycota; Pichiomycetes; Serinales; Metschnikowiaceae
Gene: ATP17
Product: F1F0 ATP synthase subunit f
Exons: 2
Coding region: 1-303 (100 amino acids)
Biological process (GO): proton motive force-driven ATP synthesis
Source: RefSeq, a predicted model, not a curated record